AUGAAUAUCGGGGUCGGUGUGGGCGAUUUUAUUAAAAUCCUAGAGCUUGUUAUUCAAGCCAGGAAAAGAUUUGUGGAUGCUCCUCGCCAGUAUGAUGCAAUAUCAAAAGAUCUCAGAAACUUUUCGAACGUCGUCCAAGAUAUUGACGUCCUUUUAUCGGGGUGGGAACCUGAGAUCAAGCAGCAAGAAAGUUUGAAAAGUAUCAGUGACGACUCCAUUUGUCUUUUGCAUGAUCUUCUCGCAAGACUUGACAAGUAUCGAGAACUUGGAUCUAGCAGUACGAGUAUGGCCCAGUGUGCGAAGAAAGCCUGGAAAAGAUUAAACUGGGAUCAGGACGACGUUCAAGAUUUCCGAGGACGGUUGUCGUUAAACCUUGAAUUGCUCAAUGGAAUUGAGAGACAGCUAUAUAGGUAUCUAUAA
Molecule: messenger RNA, 420 nt
Organism: Fusarium poae
Lineage: Eukaryota; Fungi; Ascomycota; Sordariomycetes; Hypocreales; Nectriaceae
Exons: 2
Coding region: 1-420 (139 amino acids)
Source: RefSeq, a predicted model, not a curated record